This is a messenger RNA of Caenorhabditis auriculariae, 1913 nucleotides long. Lineage: Eukaryota; Metazoa; Nematoda; Chromadorea; Rhabditida; Rhabditidae. The record is from the annotation of a GenBank genome assembly.
AUGAAGGAGGAAACGGUCAAUUUAGCCGAUGAAAUCAGACAGAAGCCCGAAUUCGGCCCAGUCAGGGUUUGUUCCGCUGGAAAUAGCCAACGCUUGUUUUAUUGUUUAGGAGUGCAUUCGUCACGCAAUACGAUCAAUUUUAGUAAAAGGAAAGCCGAAAAUCAAAGAACCACUAUCGCCAAAAGGUUCUUCCACAUCCAUCUAGGUUUUGACAGACAAUUCAGACCAAGCACUUCAUUCACUGGUUGCUCUGUGGCUUGAGCAGAACGGCUACAAACUCGCGCAUGUUGUCAUGAAAAGCGAAAUGCAAGAGGUCAGAUCUUCAAUAAAAAAUUAAAAUUGAAACUUUCGCUCACAGGACUACGCGAACGAAGAAUAUUUACGGGUUGCUUUGGCUAGUAGAGACGCCGAAAAGCGACCGGUGGAUUCUCUUUUCGAUGGAGUGGAAUUUCAACAUGGAAUCGCAAAACCGACGACGCCAGCACAGAUCUCGCGGCCAUUCGACGCGGUGCUCAACCGGAUCAACGAUCUGACGGAAAGACGCGAGCGGAUGCGCGACGAAAUGCGUCGCAGUGCCCUGGACCGUGCAGUCGCUGAAGACCGCCGUGUGGGUACUUAUUAGAUCAAACAACAUAUUAAUUAAAUUCUCACUGUAAGUUCAGAACUUCCUGAAAAUCAGCCCACAGCCUUCAAUUUUUGCGAUCAAACGCUUAAAUUUCACACCUUCUUAUUUCCCUUUUUUUUUUAAAAACGCCUUGAAGUUAUGGAUGAGUCCAGUUUCAAGACAAAUUUGAGUUCGAAAGUUCGUUCCUUUCUUUGAGAACUUCUCAUUAUAAACUUGAAGAACGUUUCGAAUACAUUUUUCUUCAAACGACCGCCUUUGUCAGUGCAGGAAAACAUAAAACUGUUUUCGAGAUGACACGCAUGGCUGUGAAAACUGAGAGCCAUAUUCUUUUUUGGCUGGCUAGUGAUACUCGUGUAUUCAGAGAGACAUUGCUUCGAAGAUUGCGAGAAAAAACGAGGAAAAAGAUUCGGCGACCUCUGAAACGCACAGUGACAACGCAACGCCUUCUUCUUCUUCAUCAUCCUCCGCCUCCUCUUCUUCUUCUUCUUCUUCUACGGUGUUUUCAGACGAAGACGAAGAAACGAGCAAAGGGUGAGUCACAAUAAAAAAUCGAAUGGUGAUCCCACUAUAGAAGUCCAAAAGAAAACCCAAAAAGCGAGCUGCAAACUACGUCUUCGACGCUUUACAAGGACUACAUAAUUUCCAGAAAAGCAGAUCCGCCGCAGUGAGUUUUUUCUUUGCUCUUGUAUUACUCAGUCAACUUAUCGGAUGUGACUGAGAUCUAAAUUUUAUAUACUAUCAAUUUUUGAGGGUGAAACCGACUGGCAGCAGCCUACCGUCUAUCUUCAAGUCUGCGAAAGUGGAACAGAAGCCGGAAAUGUCUUCGAUUCUAGAAGAUCUGAUUCAGGAUCCGGCUUCAGCUCCAAAACAUGAAAAUACAGAUUCGGAUGAAGAAAAUAACUUGAAAAAUAGAGAGAAACAGAAGGAACAAGAGCUCGACAAUGAACUCAAUGAAGGUCAGCCUGCAUUUGAGCUUUUCUAACUCAUGUCAGUUAUUGGCUUAUCUCGUUCUCAAAAUACAGUCCGAAUCUAUUAUUUGUAGUCACAAAUUAUGAAUUCGUUUUGCAUCAAAAUCAAAAGACAAUUGUUUAAAAUUUUGAAACUUCUUAUUAUUAUUUUUUAUAAAUUCUUUAUAGAAAGAUAAAUAAUAAUGAUAAUUUAUAACAAUGCUCACCUCGAAAAAGUACUCUGAACAAGAGGUUUUUUUACAGUGAGUUCGGUCGACGAGCUGGAAGAAAUGGAUCCCGCAGAUUUGCUCAGUUCUGGUGCCUCCAGCCUCUCCUUCUGA